AUGGCUUCUUACGUGUUCGAAGAGGGUACUGUCACCCCUCCUCGCCCCGUCCAGAAGAAGCAGCUCCUCGUCAACGUCGUCGAUGGGCUGGCGAAAUUCCAAGCAAAUGCUUUGUACGCCGAGUAUCCAUACUCCGCAACCAGCUAUGAGGCUGGAUAUCGAAAGAUCACCUAUGCCCUCUUCGCUAAUGCUGUCAACGGUCUGGCAUGGCACCUGCACGACAUCCUGGGUCCAGGGAAGGAUUUCCCAACCUUGGCCUAUAUUGGACCCAACGAUCUGCGAUACAACGCUCUGUUGUUGGCAGCUGUCAAGGCGGGAUACAAGCUGCUCCUAUCCUCUCCCCGGAACAGUCUCGCGGCCCACCAGAAUCUCUUCAAUCUCACCAACUGCGAGGUCAUGUUGACCCCCUCUCCAUACCCCCCCGCCGUCACCGCAAUCACUUCUUCCUGCAAGCUUCGCACUAUUGAAGUUCCCAGUGUCGAAGAGCUGCUCACCAAGCAGUACCCUCAUUAUCCAUACAACAAGACCUUUGCGGCCGCGCGAAACGAGCCCCUCGCGAUCUUGCACACUUCCGGCACCACAGGCCUGCCAAAGCCAAUCGUGUUAACUCACGACUAUGCCGCCAGUGCGUAUUACUGGGGUACAAUGGAGUCACCGGAGGGAUACGUUGGUUAUAUGAACUCCCUAGCUGGGUCUCGAUUGUUCCUCAUCUUGCCUCCAUUUCAUGCCGCCGGAUUGUUCACGUCCUUGAUCUAUGGUAUUUUCAAUCAGGUGAAGAUCAUUCAUCCGCUGUCGGGUGCAUUCCCCUCUGCCCGGCUCGUGAUGGAGGGCCUCAAACACACAACUGCGGACGCUGCGUUCCUAGCCCCGCCCUUUGUCGUGGAGAUGUAUAACGACCCCGAGAUGUUCGACUUCUUGUCGAAGCACCUUGAAUCGAUCCUCUAUGCCGGUGGUGCUAUCCCGUCGGCAGUCGGCGAGGAGGUAGCGAAAAAGAUGAAGCUCUGGACCAUCGUAGGCAUGACUGAAGCCGGCGUCUUACCGUCGAUUCGACCCCAGGAAUGGCCCGUUGAUGGCUGGUCGUACUUCAAAUAUGACCCCGCGUCAAUGAUUGAAUUCGAGCAGCGAUCUGAGAACCUGUAUGAAGCAGUCAUUGUUCGACAUCCUGACCCUGAGCAGGAGCAGCCUAUCUUUAAAGUAUUCCCAGAGCUUAAGAAAUGGGGCACUAAGGAUCUCUAUGAACGCCACCCUACCGUACCAGAUGCGUGGAUGCAUCGGGGCCGAGCUGACGACAUUAUUGUCUUCCUGAACGGAGAGAAGACCAAUCCCGUCUCCAUGGAACUCCACGUUUCCAAGCACCCCGAGGUCCGUUCGGCUUUGGUCGUCGGUCAACAGAGACUCGAAGCUGCGCUCCUUAUUGAACUGGAGACGGACAAGCGUCUCACGACAGCUGAACGCGCUGCAGCUAUUGAACGUAUCUGGCCCACAAUCGAGGAAGCCAACCAAGAAUGUCCUCACCAUGCGAAGGUUUCAAAAUCACAUAUCCUCUUCACAGAUGUGGACAAGCCAAUGCUUCGGGCCGGAAAGGGAACUGUGCAGCGACCCGGGACCCUUGCCCUCUACACCAAAGAGAUCGAUGCUCUUUAUGAGGACGCCGAGAAGGCAGCCUCGGCUCUGCCAUUAGGCGUCAAAAGCAGCGUUGAUAUCCAGGACGCGGCAGCGGUCUCGUCCUUCCUCCGCGAGACUAUUCUCGAGAUCACAUCCAACAGCUUCAAGGAUGAUGACGACUUCUUUACCGGUGGAAUGGACUCUUUACAAGCUAUCCAGUUGACGCGAAACGUAAAGCAAGGUCUCGCGCUUUCCGCGUUUGAAAUCACCUCGCUCUACACCAACCCUUCGAUUGCCUCGCUCACAAAGGCAAUUCAAAAUAUCGCAGCUCAGCACAACCUCUCGAAAGAAUCCAGCCAAGAGUCUCGGCAGAAAGAGAUGACGACCAUGCUCGAGGAAUACAAGUCGCAGGUUGAUGUGAUCGCCAAUGCCAAGGAGAGUAAGCCAUCGUCCAACGGUACAUCAAGCCAUGGCCGAGUCUUUGUCUUGACUGGAUCCACCGGUGCUCUUGGUUCCUACAUUCUGCAGAUCCUCUUGGACGAUGCCACAGUGUCACAUGUCUACUGUCUGAACAGAGGCUCCGACUCCCGGGCGCUGCAAUUGGAACGAAACGGGGCUCGUGGUCUUCCAACCGAGUUCCCUAGCAGCAAGGUCACGUUCUUGUCUGCAGACCUCUCAAAAGACAACCUUGGCCUCGAGCCAGAGGUAUAUCAAAAGAUUCGUGCCAGCGCCACGGAGAUUAUCCACAACGCUUGGCCCGUCAACUUCAACAUCGCCUUGUCGACGUUCCGUCCCCAACUCACCGGAGUGGUCAACCUCAUCAAGCUCUCAGCAACUGGCGCUGCUUCCCCUUCAUUGAUCUUCCUCUCCUCUAUCAGUUCCGUGGGUUCCUUGUCCGGACCUCCUAUUCCCGAAGAGGUUAUCACGGAUCUCGCGGCCCCUCUUCCAAUGGGCUAUGGUGAGAGUAAAUACCUCGCCGAGCGUAUCAUCGACCAUGCUUCCACCGUCCUUCCUGACCUCAACCUUAAAUUCGCCCGCGUCGGCCAGAUCGCCGGCCCGGCCGUCAAGCCUGGUUCGUGGAACAAAUGGGAGUGGCUCCCCAGCAUUGUCAUCAGCUCGCUGCACCUUGGCGUCAUCCCCGAGUCCAUCGGGGGCUCCCACGACGAGGUCGACUGGGUUCCUGUCGAUCUGCUCGCCGUGGUGAUUAUCGAGCUUGUGCUCGCCCCGAAGAAGUCAACAGGUGCGGGUGUCUUCCACCCUCACAACCCCCGCCUCACGAAGUGGAGCACUCUCCUCCCAUCUGUAAUCGAGACCCUGUCGACCAUCGCGGAGGCGAAGGGCCAGCCGAAGAUCACGGCCGUGCCGUUCGAGACCUGGUUGCAGCGCGUGCGCGCCUCCGCCGAGAAGGUGCAGGAUAGCGAGCUGGAGAAGAUGCUGGUCGUCAAUCCGGCGAUCAAGCUCCUCUCCUUCUACGAAGGUAUGACGACGGACAUCUUCCCGAAGAUGGACGUGAAGAAGGCCGUUUCGGAGAGCAAGCAGCUCCAGGAGCUGCAGGGCGUCAAGCCGGAGUGGAUGGUGAAAUGGGUGCACGGCUGGGUUGGGAAUUGA
Messenger RNA from Amorphotheca resinae ATCC 22711, 3213 nucleotides. RefSeq lists its product as hypothetical. The transcript is spliced from 4 exons. Bases 1 to 3213 code for a protein of 1070 amino acids. NCBI's taxonomy places the organism in Eukaryota, Fungi, Ascomycota, Leotiomycetes, Helotiales, Amorphothecaceae. The record is from RefSeq and is a predicted model, not a curated record.